AUGUUGCACUGGCUUGUGCUGCUCUCGCUCUCGCCGCUGCUGUUGCAACAAAGUGUGGCACUGUACGAGGCAACGAAUGUGAAGAAGUCGCCGCUGUUUAGACGGAUUGCAUUGGCCACCAUGACGGGGGACUUGGCCAUCUCGUUGGCCAUGUUGGGAGCACACAUUUGGCAGCGACAGCGACUGAUGAAGUUGCUCAAUGGCUUGACGAGACUAGAGCGGAAAAUCCAAUUGAGUUGGCGUCUCUCGUUGCUGCUUUGGGCCAAGUUAAUGCUCUCACUCUACGAGCUGCUCUGCAAUGCGCCUUUUCUGCUGCAAAAUGCCGCUCAGCUGCCAGGGCUGCAACUUGUGGCCUAUGGGUUGCAACUCUACGUGCAACAUGUGAGCAGCGUCUUUGGCAACGGCAUCUUUGCUGGCCUGCUCUUGAUUCUGGCCAACAUUGAGCAACUGGAGCUAAAGUGGCAACAACUUUAUCAGCAACAAUCAAAACUCGCUAAGCUGCUGAUUUUGGAGCAACGUUUGCUGCGAGUCUGUGAUGAUUUCAUUGCCGUUUUCCAGCUGGGUAUUUUUCUGCUGGUGAUUGGCAACUUUAUCAACAUCCUGGCCAACAUGUAUGCCUACAUGUUCUACUUUGUCGAGCAGCACGGCAUUCCCUUGACCAUCUCCAACUAUUGCCUCAUUGUGGCCAUUCAACUCUAUGUCGUCAUCCUUGCCACACAUCUCUGCCAGCUGCGGCAUCAGCGACUUCGCAGUCGCUGCCUGGAACUCUGCUAUUCACCUCCAGAAAUGAGCCUGGAACAGGCAGUGCUACCAACUCCAUUGAUUUUGUGGCCUUUAGAUAAACUUAAGUUCUCCGUUUUGGGAAUGUUUAAUUUGGACAACGCGUUUUGGCUAUUUCUCGUUUCUUAUGCUGCCAACUUUAUUGUCAUUAUUCUGCAGUUCACUUUGGAGCACAUCAAACGUUGA
Drosophila innubila is the source of this 966-nucleotide messenger RNA. It is a transcript of the gene Gr89a, whose product is annotated as putative gustatory receptor 89a. The record is from RefSeq and is a predicted model, not a curated record. Bases 1 to 966 code for a protein of 321 amino acids. NCBI's taxonomy places the organism in Eukaryota, Metazoa, Arthropoda, Insecta, Diptera, Drosophilidae. The transcript is spliced from 2 exons. Gene Ontology annotation, biological process: sensory perception of taste. Gene Ontology annotation, cellular component: membrane.